AUGGGAGUAGCAGUCAACACCUCUCAACCCAGAAUGAAGCAGUUAUGGCUUGAGAACUACAAGUACCAGGUGCGGCCGUUAAGUGUCCGUUUAGAGUGCACAGUUCGAUUUGUUUUGGUUUUUGCAGACUAUGCUUUGUCACGGGGAUCCAAGGUCCACCGUCGUACUUUGACCUGGCCGAUACACAGCCUUGGUUUGCUGCCAAACCCUGGAACAACCCCUCCUCCGCCCCUCCGUUUUGCCGUCCCCCUUUCAGGGCCGCCGCCAGCUUCGUAGCUCCCGUUAUCGGACCCAGACGCUGGCCUACUAGUUAGCAAACAAGCUAACGAUUGCCAGGUUUCACCCAUGUCCUCUGAAGAAGGGUUGAGCUCAACGAUCACGGAUUGGCUUUUCAUCAAUUCCUGGUGGCUUCUUCUGCCAUUCAUCAUGCUACUUGUAGUUGCUGCGUUCAUUGUUGCCUUUGUGUUGUUGUUAUACAUGAUAUCGCCUCUCAUAAGUCCCAAGCCACUCAAACUCAACGGGGCCCACGUCGUGGUGACAGGAGGCUCAAGUGGGAUUGGUAAAAGCAUUGCAGUUGAGUGUUACAAGCAAGGAGCAUUCAUCACUUUGGUGGCACGGGAUGAGGCUAAAUUGCUUCAAGCAAAGAAAGAAGUGGAGAAAUUUGCCAUCAAUGACAAGCAGGUGGUUCUCUGCAUAUCAGUGGAUGUUUCCAGCGAUUAUAGCCAGGUGGAAAGUGUGAUAAAACAGGCUCAAGAGAAGCUCGGACCUGUUGAUAUGUUGGUGAACUGCGCUGGAACCUCGUUUUCUGGGAAGUUUGAGGAAGUGGAAGUUGAGCGUUUCAAAAAACUGAUGGAAGUGAACUACCUGGGUAGCGUUUACCCAACACGGGCCGUCAUAACCACCAUGAAGGAGCGAAGAAUGGGCCGCAUCAUGUUUGUGUCCUCACAAGCAGGCCAGAUCGGCCUCUUUGGAUACACUGCCUACUCCCCAUCCAAAUUUGCCCUGCGUGGUUUAGCAGAGUCCCUGCAGAUGGAGAUAAAGCCAUACAACAUCUAUGUGACUGUGGCUUACCCCCCUGACACGGACACUCCAGGAUUGGCUGAAGAGAACAAGACAAAGCCUCUAGAGACCAAGUUAAUCUCUGAAACUUCUGGAGUUUGCCAGCCAGACCAAGUGGCCAAAGUCAUUGUCAGGGAUGCAGUGCAGGGUAACUUCAACAGCUCUGUGGGUCCUGAUGGGUACAUGCUGUCAGCCCUCACCUGUGGAAUGUCACCUGUCACCUCCAUCACAGAGGGUCUGCAGCAGAUUGUCACCAUGGGAUUAUUUCGAACCAUCGCCCUCUUCUACCUGGGCAGUUUCGACAGCAUCGUGCGCCGCUGCAUGAUUCAGAGGGAGCAGUCGAAAGCAGCUGACAAGAGGGAGUAACUGCAGCCUUACCUUCCUCACAGCCAAAAGCCCCUCCCCCCAAAACCCCUCCCCACAAUCCUCCUCCCUGUCCUCCUGCUGUAGUGGUGCACAACUGUAGACUGACAACAGGCAAAGCUUUGAGUGCAUGUCUGAUAUCAACCUAACAGGUGGGAUAAAAGAAGGUGGCAGAUGUUUACUCUUCGCGUGUCCAGUGAUGUAAAUUCUUCUUAGACUUUGCAGUUGUUUUGAUUUUUCCCUCUCAGAGCAUUUCAGUGACUUUACAGUUUGAUGUAUCCGCCUGCCUCUUGUUGUGGAAGCAGGCUUACUUUAAGAGAGAGAGGGUAGACUAAACAUCCCAUUGCCUGGUUUUGAAGUAGGAAGGCUUUGUGUGUAGAGGUGUACCUACCUCUAUGCACAGAGUGCUGAGUGUGUGUUUUUCUCUUUACUCACAGAGCAGAGUAGCAGCAGAUAGCCUGUCUGACCGGUUGUGCCAAAUAUGGCCUGAAGUUCCUUCCCACCAGGGGCUGUAGUAAAAACCAGAAUGGUAACUCUCAGCUUUUGUCGUAUUGUUACAUGUAUCUCAAAACUAGGUCCACCUUGAAAGAAUGUCACUAAAUAAGGCCCUUCCUUUCUACCUUUUUCAUACCACAAGUCUUUGCAGGCAAAGCACCUUCCUGUUUGACUGAGUAGCCUCUGUGUUUGCAACAAGUUGUGUUUUAUUGAAAAUGUGAGUUAUUUUGUGUUGUGUGUGUGUGUGUGUGAACUAAGAUGUGACACACUACUCUUCAGAGAUAACAAAGCAACAGACAGGGCAUGUGUGAUGUUUGUAUUUGUGAAGUUUUGCUGGUGCGAAAAUACCAUUUCAAGGAAAAUAACAAUAUUCCAAAAUCUUAGACGCAGUGUUGUGGCAAAGACGUUUGGGUGCCCUAUGUGCAAUGAAUGUGCGCGUGUCUGUGUUUGUGGUGACUGAGCCAAUCCCAGGAGAGAAAAGAAGCCAUUCGAUUUUAUUGUCUCUGGAAUGAAAACACCAAAUUAUUUUCUCAUGAUUCCAUUUUAUUCCAAUGAGAAACGAAUGCAGGUACUGUGGGUUGAAGCCAUGGAGUACAAACAUGGUUGGGGGGGAAAAAAAGAAGCACAGGUAGCUCCGCUUACAACCUGUGAAUUUGACUAAGUUUGAAUACUUGAAAGGAUGCAUAUUGCUUAUACAUGCAGUUUUAAGUGUCUGUGCACAUAUUAAACCACCCCAGUCAUGAUCCAAGUGGGAUCCAUAAUGUGUCAGGGGUAGUGUAAGUCAGGGCAGGGCAGGGCUCGCUGGUUCGAGUCAUAUCCCUGUAGGCCUAGUGGGGGCGCUAGAGAUUUGUAAUACUGAAAGGCCAAAAUAACAGAGGGACUGAUGUGCUUGUGACCUGCACAGUCAGGAAUUUGUAGCUUAAUGACAAUAUCAAUUCCCUCCUGAUGUCUGCCAGGCCUUGAAAAGUUAUGGAUGUGUCUUUUUUUUUUCCAUAAAGAGGGAGAAUAAAUAUAGUGUCGACUUUUGCAAGUCUUCCUUUGGUCCAUCACACAUGGGGAGAAUGUACUUUAAUACAAAGAAUACAAAUCAGAACAUAGGAAUAUUAUUUUUAAACAGCCAAUAUUUGAAUGCCAAAAUGUGUUAAGACAAUUUCCAUAGAUGCAAUGCAUUUCUUUGAGAUUUAUUUCAGUGUUGCUGCUCCGUUGAUUUCAUACUUAUUUGUCAAAGCUGUGAAGCAGUGUGGGGACCCAUUCUAAGCCUUAAGACGAGACUACUGAUGAAGCUAAUGCUACAAGAAUGGACCACAGAAAAAAGAAUAAACGUGGCUUAACCCACCUAUUGUUUACCAGUUAAUUUAAUACUUUGUCUUUUAAACUUUUCAGUGUGAAAUGCCAGCUGUUCUUGUGUUCUUGUGUCAUUUUCCAGUCGUAUGACAAAAGAAGCCUUACUGAAUCCCAAGGCAUGACAGUGAGAAUGGAUGACUCGUUUGAUGAUGUUCUCAUUUGAUAUUGGUUAAAGGCAUACUCUCCUGCACUAAAGAGCUUUUCUUUAUGUUCAUUUGAUUGCUAUCAAAAGUUUGCUUUUAUCUUGCGGUAGCAACACAUAGUUGAUAGAAUAUGUAGCCCAUAUAAAAGGAGUUCUGUUUGAUCAUUUUGUUGUAAUCUUUGAGCUAUGCAAAUGAAGCCUAUGCUUACAGUACAUUUGACACACAACUUUCAAGAUAUAAGUUCCGUAACAGUCACACGAUUUCCCCCUUUUUAAUGGUGUCUAUUCGAUACCUACUUGAGGUCUUAAGUAUUAAACAUGAAAGUCAUAGUUCACUCAUUUACUUCAUUCUUUCUUUUCUUUAAAUUUUUUGUUUCUGCCAAAAAUCUUAACACCUUCACCUUGUGUGCCAUUGAGAGAAAAUGUGAGAAGUGGAACGUUUCUUUGUCUUAUUUUCUUACAUGAUAUACUAAAUAAAUACCUGUGGAGAAAAUCAAA
Notolabrus celidotus (New Zealand spotty) is the source of this 3901-nucleotide messenger RNA. RefSeq names its product 3-ketodihydrosphingosine reductase (gene kdsr). Gene Ontology annotation, biological process: sphingolipid biosynthetic process. NCBI's taxonomy places the organism in Eukaryota, Metazoa, Chordata, Actinopteri, Labriformes, Labridae. The record is from RefSeq and is a predicted model, not a curated record. Gene Ontology annotation, cellular component: endoplasmic reticulum membrane. Bases 346 to 1425 code for a protein of 359 amino acids. The transcript is spliced from 10 exons. Gene Ontology annotation, molecular function: 3-dehydrosphinganine reductase activity.